Messenger RNA from Eriocheir sinensis (Chinese mitten crab), 9441 nucleotides. RefSeq names its product transcription factor SOX-4-like. The record is from RefSeq and is a predicted model, not a curated record. The coding region runs from base 106 to 1377 and encodes 423 amino acids. The transcript has 2 exons. Lineage: Eukaryota; Metazoa; Arthropoda; Malacostraca; Decapoda; Varunidae. Gene Ontology annotation, molecular function: RNA polymerase II cis-regulatory region sequence-specific DNA binding; DNA-binding transcription factor activity, RNA polymerase II-specific. Gene Ontology annotation, biological process: anatomical structure morphogenesis; cell differentiation; regulation of DNA-templated transcription.
ACCGAUACAUGAGUGAGGGAAGAGUACGUCGCUGCUAUCUCAGGUUUUAGGACUUGAGAUUUGUCCCUAGUGCUUUAAUAGACUUUAACCAAUUUAGUGAUCAAAAUGUUGCCACAAAGCGUAACAGAUCGUUCCACAUCGCCCACCACGACUCAGGGAGUAAUAUUUGGAUCUCAACUCGUCCAAGCCAACUCCAGAACACCUUACAGCGAUGCUACACAGACGAAGAAGCACAAUCCAAACCACGUGAAGCGGCCAAUGAACGCCUUCAUGGUUUGGUCACAGAUGGAGCGGCGAGAAAUCGUCAAGUUCGCCCCCGACAUGCACAACGCCGAGAUCUCCAAGCAGCUGGGCAAGCGGUGGAAGAACCUGACGGAGGACCAGCGACAACCCUACAUCCAGGAGGCGGAGAGACUACGGCUGUUGCACAUGCAGGAAUAUCCAGACUAUAAAUACCGACCCCGCAAGAAGACAAAAUCCGGGAACUCAAAGUCAGUUGAGAAGGGGCGGGUGUCCAAGGCCAAGGACAAGACCAGUACCAGCAUCAACGCCAUCAAGGGGGUCAAGCUCACCGCCGACCCCUCUAGGGCGCAGGUCACCACCGGCCUCUCAUCUAUAAACCACAACAAGCUCAAACUCAAGCUCAAAAUCGACAAAAAGUUCAAGGACUCGAUCCGGAACACGAACACCAUGUACGUGCCCAUCGCCCAGUGCACGUCCCCGGCCGAGGUUCCCGCCACGCCCAACGAGAUGCCGGCCUCGCCCGAGAGCGCCUCACUAUACGACAACCACGUGACCACAUCCUCCAGCAGGAGCAGCAGCCGCUCAGCCUCCACCAGCCCCGCCCCCGGCAAGGAGCCCUUCCUUUACGGCCUCUACACCAUCGAGAGCGCACCUGGCCUUACCUCCCUCCGGCCAGAGGCUCUCGUGUCAUCCACCACCGUCACCACCACAGACGACGAUGACGACGACGACGAUGAUGACGAUGACGAGAAGGAUGAUUUGAAGGAGGACAUUCUGAUGUAUAGUCGAAAACGCCACGCGGUGCGCGACGAAGUGUUUGCUCCUCGACCGGUCCCUCCAACCUCCCUCUCCAGUUCACGCGCGGCCGACCCUCCGCCCAUCAAGAUGGAGCCGCUCGACAUCAAGCAGGAGCCGCCGACGGAGUCCGCGCUAGCCGACCUGGACUCCCUUACGGACCUGCUCCAGAUCCCCUCCGACUUCAAGGUCGAAGUCGACGAAAUCAACUCUGAUCUCGACUUCGACGCGGUGUCCACUUCAUCAGGGUCGCACUUCGAGUUUUCUGACGUGUCGGACAUGCUGAGUGAUAUUGGUGUGAGCAACGACUGUUGGGCUGAUAUCGGCAUCAUCAACUGAUAACCCCGCGGCAUGCGACCCGCACAGUGCCGCCGCCGCGCCCUGUGGUGCCAAGCGCACGAUUCAGCGACAAAGACUUCCACUCGAAGUUGUGGGGUCGAGGAAAGCAGUGCGUGAUCUAGUGUAGUGAUGUACUUCAUGAUUCUCCGUGUAAUUCUUCAUGUUAUUACAUAUAUUACUUAUAGGAAUCAUGAGAUAUGUGGUGGAUUGACCUCUCAUUUCAGUGUAUUCGAAAUAUAGUCAUACAAACGCUCUAGGAACAGACACCACUAUAGUGUUGAAAAGUGCCAGUUUCACAGGUGGUCAAGUAAUACAAACAAUAAGUUCACCUGUGUAACAACACGCUCCCAGAGGAUGUAAUGUUAAGUGCAUUUUUUUUUUCAUCUCACGAGCUGUUUUGUUACGUUGUCAUCCCAUCACCAGUGACUGCAAGCAUCACUCAUUUCAUCGUUAUUUUUCAUCAUACAUAAAUGAAACAUUUUUUCUAAAGCCAAAAGCCACAAACCUCCAAAGCCACGAACCCACAGCAAGUACCACUGAACCUGAGGUGGCGCCAGAACCAUUGCCAUUAAGUUUGAGUUUGAGACGUUGAAGAAGCAUGAAGAAGGAAGAACCACUUUCCGAAGAGCCAUGGAACGGAUCCCUCUCAAGUGUGCAUUUAGUGGUCCGUCACCUCUUCGCUGAUCUACUCUUGAGAGGUUUGUCUUGAUUUCCUCGAGUAGUGAGACUGGGACUGUCGACCGUCAGAGUUACUGAUCCACAUACACAACACACGCGCGAUUUGUUCAAUGCUUGGGCGAGUUCACUUGAAUGGAUGAAAAGAAUGGGUAAUGGAGUGCUUGAGGACCCUGGAACUCCAUGGUAUCAGAGCCUCAGUGUUAUAAUGUUAAGUUCUGGUCGUUCUCCUCACCAGUAAAUUAUUUCAAGUCAGGAAUUACCUCCAACGUAAUUGGGUCCACCUACAAACACCCUUCCCCACCCCACCCCCCUGUCUCUAGUCUGUAUGUUCAGGUUACUCCGGAGCAAAAACUAAUAAAAACAAUGUAUUUUAAUCAGUCGGCGAAGUUUUCCACAACGCAUCCCAAUGGGCAUUUAGUCUGCAACGCGUGUACACAGAUGACGCAGGACGCACACGGCCUGGACAAGGAGCUGUUGUUGACACUAGCUUGUAAGUCCAAAACAAAACAAAAAACUAAUAAAUAAAUACACGACAGUGGAGUCAAAGGUGUCUCGCUUUGAUAUAUUCUGAUUCUCCGUUUUCGGAUCUCAUGUUUUAUAUUAAUAUUUAUUUUCACUGACGAGUUCGCCAACCUCUCUUGAUAUAUAUAUAUAUAUAUAUAUAUAUAUAUAUAUAUAUAUAUAUAUAUAUAUAUAUAUAUAUAUAUAUAUAUAUAUAUAUAUAUAUAUAUGCGUUAUAUAAGCAUAUUCUUGUCACUUGAGGCCAAGAACGGGAUAUUUUUAAGGAGGGUAACGUUUCUUUGCCGAGGGAAGUGUUGAGAGCAAAACGGCAGACUCAGAAGUGUUACAACCGAGGCUCCUUGGCCCUGUCUUCGUCGUCCCAGCGCUCUCCGAAAAACAGGUUCCACCCACUAAACCACCCGGUUUCAUAUAUAUCUAUAUAAACAGUAUAUAUGAAUAUAUAGUGUAAUGGACAUUUUGUACUAGUAUUAAUGCAGAUAUCCGUGCUCUAUGGCGCGAAGCAUGGAAGGCGACACUAAAACUGGGUCGUUCUCUACGAUUGGUUGGCGAGUUGAAGGGCGUCGACCAGACAGUACAUUCAUUGGUCGAGUCGUUGGCCAAUCACAGAGUGUAAGACGGGACCAAGUGCGGGUAGACGACUUCCAUCGCCUCGGGUCGCGGCGUUCGGGUUAUACCAUAGACUGCCGAUCGUCGGAUACACACAUUACAUUACACAUUAUACCCUCUGUCUUUCCUAAGUAAGUAAUGAAAAAAAUCAGCAGGUACGUCUCGUCACUCACUAACCCGAGUGUGGCUGGGCUUAACAGGUCUCGGGAGGGGACCUCGUCCUCUUUAUUUUUCCUUUUUUGUUUAGGUUCAAUUGCUAUUUCGAUGUCGUACCAUUUGAUUUCGUUUUAUAUGAUUUUCUGUAUGUACGUAUGUAUGGUUUUCUUGUUUACUGAAGAUGCACCGUGAGUGUGGUCCCGCCGACUUGCUAAUCCCUCUCACACCAUUGUCUCGGCAUUAUCUCUCACUCAUGUCUUAGUAUCAUUAGGGCAAACGUUCUACAUACUGUUAGCUGCGCUCUGGAAAUGGCUUGGUGUUUUCAUGUCAGAAGCUGAAUGGCAGUAUAAGUAAAAGUAUAUACAUAUAUAUAAACAUAUACUACUGAUGUGAUUUUCUAAUUGAAUCUUCUUAACAAUUUUCGACCCUAAAAUCUUCCUUCCCUCCCUCCCUCCCUCCCUCCUGUUUCAUUCCUCAUGGUAGCCAGCCACUCGUGCUUUUAUAGAUCUUGGUUUCUGCCUCCCUCUUCUCCUUCCUCCGUAUAACCAAACUCAGAAGUGUAUGGUGAGCUACGCUGUAAGCCAAGAUUGACAAGUUUCGCCUGUGAAAUGCACCCCUGUACUCCCCUUUUAAUAGGAAAGAAGUAAUGAUAUGCUUACUCUCAUACCACCCUUGCCCCUGUCUGUCCAUAUAAAUUGAUUUUUUUCUUUUUUUUUUCUUUUUUUUUUUUACCUAUAUACUAAAGAAGUUGAUUUGCUGGAUGUAUUUAAAGUUUGGAUAUAUCUUGUGUGAAGUAGAACGGAAAUGUUUUGUGUGACGACUGAGUGUACGUAUCGGUACUUGGUGGGGGUGGCCGGGGCCUGUCUGGAGACGCAUUCCUUUGACUGAAUGAUUGUUGAAUAUUUUGUACUAAAGGAACGCGUUUUGGGAUCCCCCGCGCCCCCCGCACCGGUUUCUAGACACCGCAUAUAAAGGUUCUGGAUGCCGUUUCUCGAGAGGCGAAAGGUACCGAUACCACAGAAUGUUUCUCGAAGUCCGUCAAAGGGGCCUCACCUCUCCGUGGCUCGGCUCAGGAGGUGCCUUUCACGGACCUUAGAUGCUAUUUGCUGGUUAUUGAUACCGCUUAACUUACGUGAUUAGAGCAAUAAGGAGUAUUUUGUAGGUGUUUUACAAUUUAUUCCUUUAUACAUAUAAUGUUUAUAUAUCAUGUGAACGAAAGAAACCGGGGAAAGAGGAUUUCCGAUGUUAGUAACAAUGUACUGUAAGGCUCCAUGUUCUUUGAUACACUUUGGCACGAUUGUAUACACGCUUGUGCAAGCAGGAGUGGAUCUCCCUACGUACAUGUUGGCUCCACGUUGUUGACCAGGUGGAGUUUGUCUCCUUGUUUGUUGAAUAUCUUGUAAUGGGAAACCAGCAACUACAUCUAGUUACACUUUUUGGCACGAAUAUUACCAUGACUGUGUCUGGAGUGGAUCUCCUUUAUAGUAAUAAUCAAUAUUGGUGGUCAGAUGUAAGAGUUUUCGAAUCAGGGAAACUGGAUGGAGUGCGCCUUCAAGCAACACACGAUGGUACUGAGUUGUCUCGAAUUCAGUUCGUCCCUUUUUUUAGAGUUUCUGAUCUCCCAGCCACAAUCAACUUCCCCACAUAACAGUUAUUGUGUCUCCUAGCUGUUACUGGAAUCUCCUAGAAAAUUCACAGGAUCCUGGAAUUCCUAAGAGCUCCUGGCAUGCACUAGAACACCUGCGACUGGCUAGAUGCCUCGCAUAAUCAGGUGCUGGAACAUUCUUGUUUAUUGCAAGGAGCUCCUAGUAGUUACUGGAGCCUUUUGUAUGCUGCUGGUCGCUCCUGAAGGAACCCAUGGAGUUGGUACUUUUGUCUGUAGGAGCCUCCAGCAGCUCCUCUUUGUUGCCAGGAGACCGUAGGAGUCCCCCUUGGCAUCCUACUGUACCUAUGUGUUUGUUGUCAAGAGCUUCUGCCGAUUCAUGAAGCCAGUUGAUGUUAGAAGUUUCUAGCGGUUUUACGGGAUUACUGCACGCUUCACUGUUACUUGGGGCUGUUCUUUGCCGCUACCGAACAGCUGUGCACUUGGCCUGCGACCCGCCUAUCCCCUUUGUCAUCGCCGGGCGAUCUCAGUGUUGCCAUAUCAUCACCUUGCGAUCAAGUCAUCUUUCCAGAAUUUGUUCUUGUGGGGUGUUUCGCUUCUCGCAGCCAGUCGGCCAUACCUACAACUAGACGGCUGAAGCCAUGGCGGGCAGCCGUUCCCUCCCUUUUUUAUUGUUUUUUGUACUUCCAGUUGUCCUUGGAAGCCUCUCGUUGGGCGUGUCUGCCUGGAAACUUCUAGCAGUGGUGGCAACAAGAUUUAUCUCAGCCACGGGGAGCUUCUGGCGACCACCGGAAGUUUCUCGUAAGCGUCUCCUAGCAGUCAAGGGAUGUUAUUUUUGUCAAUACUAGGAGCUCCUAGCAAUUAGGACCCGUAGCCAACUAGCCGGCAGAAUAUUGCCGCGUCUUCCUGAAAGAGUACAAUGAUCGUGACCGUGAGAGAGCGGCUCGUGAGGACCUGGGUGGCGCCUCCCGAGUUGACCCCACCUCAGGAUUUCUCGACGUUUUGUUAUUUUUUUACUGCACCUGGGUUUUGAAGGGUUUACGAGGGAUAGAUAAGUAUUUAAUUUUGUUAAAGAUAAGACCGCUUCAGUCCAUUAUCCUACCGAAGUGAAAGAAGUGUUAAGGUUUUAUUUUAUAUAUUUUGUAAACAGUUGUUUUGAGCUGAUUAACCCGUUGCAGCCCCGGCGCCGCCCCGACCACGUGUCUGUCUCACUCAUCACGUUUAGCUGUGAAUUAUCAAUAUUUUUUUACUAUGGUCAUUCUUUGCUAUUACUUGAGUUUUCAAGGGUUGUUUGUUUUUGGGAAUGCCACCCAGGUGUUACGAACUGGUCGCCUGGUCACCUGCCCUCCCCCUCCCGCACUCACCUCCCAGAGUCAUUUAUCAAUAUUUACUUGAGCCAUUCCAGUUACUUUUUGCAAAUCAAAUGUCAGGUGACACUGGCUGAAUUUGUUUUAUUUUAUUGUUUCAAAUUGAGUAUUCGACGACAUUUGAGAAUGAACAAACAUGUGGAAGUGACUUACUUUUCUAUUUCUGUUGUGAUCGAGGCCAGCCGUCAGCCAGCUGCUAAAUUGUUAGUCUGGGCGACAAACAUUAUUAAGAUAACUUAAACCAGGCAUCACUUGAGCCAAUCGCUUCCCUGAAAUUGGAUGAACAAUUGAGUUUCAGUGUUCCCCUGCUGGCCAGCUGGCGUCGCCCAUGAGGGGAAUAUAAAUAACAAAGAUACAUAUGGACUAUAUAUUUACACGGUCGGUCACCUAGGGAUUACAUGGAGCUAAUUGUGACAUGAUCAAUUACCUCUUUUUUAUAUGCUGUUAUCAGUUAUAAUUAGAUAGGAAUUCCAGGUGUUGUGUUAUCAUUAAAGGUAAUAUUGGGAUAUUUAUAUAUAAAAGUUGAAAAUUAUGUAUGUGUGGUAGAUGAGUAGCUGAGUACAACCUAUGGUUAUGUCGCUACUUUGUUCUACGCCGCUAAAAAAAAGUAUAUAUAUCAAACAAAAAAAUAGACGUAAUAAUAAUCAUAAAUAUUUUGGGUAUCCAUAAAAAAAUUGAAUUGAGAACAAUAAUAAUUUAGACCAGCGAUAAUUUUGAUAAUUCACCUCGUUUAGUGGGCAGCGGGAGGGCCGCAGCGGCCUCCUCCUCCUCCCCCAACACACACCUCUAGGCUGUCACCGUCAAGCACAAACCCUCCCGGCUGUGCCCCAGGCGGCGGGGAUAACUGUCCCCGACACCGUCGCUGCGUGAGCGCGAUCCGCCUCGUCCGUGAUCCAGCCUCCGGGCGCUACUUAUUACCUGGUUACCUUGCGUUAUGUGUGUUUUGUCAUCGAUAUUUGGUGAAGUCCGUUCAGUGAGUAAAUUCAUAUUAAAAUUGAUCAUUAGUUUCUUCUUGAAUAUUUCGAUUAUUAUUAAUUCUGUUGAUGGUCAGCUAAUUCACUUUCUUUGAGUUGUGCACAUCCACUCCCAAGUCACGGUCGUCUCCUCGGUUAUCGCCACGCGUGCACCGCAAGGCAGAUGCGAGCCCGCCGCGUGCAAUACCGCGCCGGGAGCAGCAGCAGGAACAGUGACGGACCGACGCGACGCUGGAACAGCGAACAGAAAAAGAUUGAAUUUUAAAAACGAUUAACACCAGUAAAACAUUAGUUUCCUCAACGACAGAGCCCCGUGCCUUUUACAUUCAGUGCGAUAAAAUUUCAAUUUCUCAAAUCACAUUUAAAUAGUCAAGUAUCUGAAUGAGUGACCGACUCGCCAGUUGCUGCCAGACGUCGGGAGAUUGCUGACACGCGGAGACAGUCAUCUAGUCCAGUAAACACAACAUGUAUCUCAUCUUCGGUGGGCGAGCAGACGCGGGGAGGGCGAGGAGGGAGGGGCGUGGGGAGUCUCCGGUCGCCAGAAGGUGGAACUUGGCUAUUAAAAGAAGAGAAAACCAAAAGCUUUUCCAUGCGUCCGUCCGUCUGCUCUGUCUGUCCGUCUGUCCGCCUGUCGGUGUCUCCCUCGUCGUCUUCAUGUUGCCCCGCGGCGGGUCGGGAGGUGGCGAUGGGAAACGAGUCCGUUCAGCCUUAUCGGCGUUACGUCUUUGCGGAAUUGUUUUGCCUUAUAUUCUUUAUUGAAUGUAAAGAAUAACAUUGGUUCUCAUUUAUUCGCAGCAGUGUCAGUCUGAAUACCUGUAUUUAUGUUUUUUCGGUUUAUAAUUAUUUUUUAUUUGUAUAAUUAGUGGAGAUCCCUAUAUUAAGGAUUUGUCAUACCAAUGGCCUUAUUAUACUCCUGUGUUAUUGGGACGCCAGUUUUUACUUUUAUGAUUUCAAGUGGAACUCGCAACCAAAAAUGGUUCCGACAAAGUAACUGAGACCCAACAAUCCUCCAUCGUGUCCAACCCACUCUGGAAAUUAAAAAACAAUGUGAUUUAAGCCACUAAAAAUAAUAGAAAGCCUUAGACGUUAAUUCAAGGCAGCUACCUAGUCAAGAAGACCCACUGAGCCCUGGCGGGGGGGGACCUGGGGCGCGGGGGGGGGGCGGGGGGAGUCAAGCCUCUCCUCUUCCUUCUCCUCUUCCUCCUCAUACUCCUACUGCCGCUGCGCCUCCCACUGCCUCACCGGGCGCCACUGGAGGCCUCCCUGUGUCCCUGGGAGGUGGAAAUAAAGGCAAGAUGACCUCAUAAAAGGUGGAGGCCCCCCGCCCCCCCGCUCCUCGGCAUCACCCCCCGAACCGGCCCCCCAGUGUGCCUCUUUUAACUUUCCUCUGUACAUAGCGUUGAGUGACGUUUUCCUAUUAUUAUUAUUAUUAUUAUUAUUAUUAUUAUUAUUAUUAUUAUUAUUAUUAUUAUUAUUAUUGUCAUUAUUAUUAUUAUUAUCAUUAUUAUCAUUAUUAUUAUUACUGUAUUUUUUGUAUUUUUACUAGAUUUUUUUUCUUUCGAUUUUCCAUGUUUUGGUGGUUGUAUAUAAAUUUUUUGUAGCGGGUUCUCGCGCGUCUCCUCAGAACAUUGCAGGAAGGACCCACUUACUGUACAGGUCUCAUGUGCACCACCGUAAGCUUAGUGUACAGGACAAAAUAUGUAAAUAUGAAUUAUUAUGUGAAUAAGAUUGAUAACCACGUUAAUUUGUAUAUUGACUGUUUUCUCGCCAUUUCUUACAUCACUGUUAACCCCUCUCAAAAACUAUUAUGGGUAAGAAUGUGGAAAAUAAAUAAGAUGAAAAAACAAGAGCGAGGGUGAACAUUCUCGGAACGUAUAAUAAAGAUAAAAAAAAAGGUUUGGGCGGCUCUCGCUCGGCGCCACAAACCGACCAUAACAUGGACGAAAAAAUGACCGGAAAAAAAACUACAACUAAAAAACAUUAUAUUCGCCCAUUGCCAAUUGUAAGGCGGCAUUUUUUUUUCUUUUUUUCGCUUACUGUUACAGGCCGAAAUUAGGUGGUCUUGUACAUGCUGUGGGCCGGAGGUAGAGAUUUUCAAUUGUACAAAGUGUAUUUUUAUUAGCAACUUAUCCCAUGAAAUACAAAGUGUUUGAUAAAA